Messenger RNA from Camellia sinensis, 2604 nucleotides. RefSeq lists its product as uncharacterized. Gene Ontology annotation, molecular function: protein binding. NCBI's taxonomy places the organism in Eukaryota, Viridiplantae, Streptophyta, Magnoliopsida, Ericales, Theaceae. The record is from RefSeq and is a predicted model, not a curated record.
CGAGGAGAGAGCUCAGCAUUGUCUGUCACCUUCCUUCUACGAGAGAGAGAGAGAUUUUGAAGAUGGGUUUGGUUUUUUGAAUUUAGUUGAUUGUUCUGUUUCUGUCUUCUUCUGUUAAAUCUCGAUUGCUUUCUUUUGCUUAUUUUUCAAAACUCACUAUCAUUUUCAACAUUCAAGAUUCUCCUGAUCUUCUGAGUUUUUUAAUUUUUGAAAAAUGUUUUGACCGUUACAUGUCCUCUUCUCCUUGAGGAGACAAAGCUUUCUGCGUAUCUCCAGUUCUGAAGAGAGAGCAGUGAUAGUGUGUCUUUUUAAAGAUCCAGUUUUUUUUGGAUUUUUCCGUUUCUUAAAAUUCAAUUCUGGGUUGGUGUUUCUUUAGAGAGAUCUAAUCUGAAGUAGUUUUUCAGGGUUUCUAUUUAGAGAGAGAGAGAGAGAGAGAGGGAUUUUAGGAUCAAUAUUUUGUGGGUAUUUCUGUCUCUUAAAAAGUAAAUCUGGGUUGCUGUUUCUUGAGAGAGAUUUGAAGAAAUUUUUCUGGGUUUCCAUUUGGAGAGAGAGAGAGAGAUUUCAGGAUCAAUCUUUGUGGGCUGCUUUCUGCUUCAAAAAGGGAUAAAAUGUGUUGUUUCUGAGACUUAAAGAAGCAGUGGACUUCGCAUUUAUGUUUGCGGUGGUGGCUGUUAAAGGUUAUUUGCUGUGAAUGAUAGUGAAAGCCCUAUCAAUUUGAGCUCUAAUUAUCACUUUGAUCAACGCUGACAAAACCAUGGUAGAAGACAGUGGGCGCAACAAUGUUUUGGUCGAUACCCAAUCCACCGAAGAGUGGUUAUUGAGUGCCCAAGAGCUUGUUCCGAUAGCGCUCGAAAAGGCGAAGGAGGUUAAGGGGUUUCAAGGUAGGUGGAAGAUGAUAAUUUCAAAGCUAGAGCAAAUCCCAUCUCGAUUAUCUGAUUUAUCGAGUCAUCCUUGCUUCGCGAAGAACACUCUAUGUAAAGAGCAAUUGCAAGGAGUUUCAACGACCUUGAACGAAGCAAUUGAAUUGGCCGAGCUAUGCGUGAAAGAGAAAUACGAGGGAAAGCUUCGUAUGCAGAGUGAUCUUGACGCCUUGAUUGGAAAAUUGGAUUUGAAUUUGAGAGAUUGCGGGCUGUUGAUCAAAACAGGGGUUCUUGGCGAGGUCACAUUGCCGCCUUCUUCUGUGAGUUCUUCAUCGGAACCUGAGGCUUUGACUCAUAGCAAUAUUAGGGAAUUGCUUGCUCGGCUUCAAAUCGGACACUUGGAGGCUAAACACCGAGCUCUAGACAACCUUGUUGAGCUCAUGAAAGAGGACGAAAAUAAUGUUUUGGCCGUUCUAGGACGAAGCAAUAUUGCGGCUCUAGUCCAAUUACUCACUGCAACGUCUCCUCGGAUCCGGGAAAAAACUGUCACGGUAAUUUGCUCACUCGCAGAAUCCGGGAGUUGCGAGAAUUGGCUUGUUUCGGAAGGUGUUCUUGCGCCGCUUAUAAGGCUUGUCGAGUCGGGAAGCGCAGUGGGUAAAGAGAAGGCGACAAUCUCGCUCCAAAGGUUGUCGAUGUCGAUUGAAACUGCCCGUUCGAUCGUCGGACACGGUGGGGUCCGACCACUGAUUGAGAUUUGUCAAACCGGGGACUCCGUUUCGCAGGCUGCGGCAGCGUGUACAUUGAAUAACAUAUCGGCCGUUCCGGAAGUUCGCCAAAAUCUCGCUGACGAUGGGAUUAUAAAAGUUAUGAUCAAUCUCCUUGAUUGUGGAAUACUAUUAGGAUCAAAAGAAUACGCGGCCGAGUGCUUACAAAAUCUCACUUCCACAAAUGAAACUCUCCGAAGGACCGUGGUUUCAGAAGGCGGAAUUCGAAGUCUAUUAUUCUAUCUCGAUGGUCCAUUGCCCCAAGAAUCCGCAGUCGGGGCUUUGAGGAACCUCAUUGGCUCAGCUUCCAUUGAUGUUUCGGUUUCACUAGGUGUUCUUCCACGAUUAGUCCAUGUGUUAAAAUCCGGAUCAUUAGGCGCACAGCAAGCUGCUGCGUCAGCAAUUUGUCUGCUCUGCAGCUCGGCAGAGAUGAAAAAACUAGUGUGUGAAGCGGGUUGCGUUCCUCUGCUCGUCAAAAUGCUUGAGGCAAAAUCAAACGGGGCUAGAGAAGUCGCAGCACAAGCAAUUUCAAGCUUGGUGACCCUUUCGCAGAACCGGAGAGAAGUUAAGAAGGAUGACAAGAGCGUGCCAAGUUUGGUUCAAUUGCUCGAUCCGAGCCCUCAAAACAACGCGAAAAAGUAUGCUGUUUCAUGCCUUGGAUCGCUGUCAUCAAGCAAGAAAUGUAAGAAGCUGAUGAUUUCAUAUGGCGCAAUUGGGUAUCUGAAAAAGCUGACAGAAAUGGAAGUCCCUGGUGCAAAGAAGCUGCUCGAGCGGUUGGAGAGAGGUAAGUUGAAAAGUUUGUUCAUCAGAAAAUAGUGCAAGAAAUGUGGAGUUAUUUAUAUAAUGAAGUUUUUAUUUUUAUUCUGUAUAAUUGAUGUUUCAUUAUCUGUAUGAAACAAAGUAUUGAAAACAGUUAAAUCUAUGGAAUCAAUAUUUUGUCAUUUUCAAAUGUAUUAUAAUCCUAUGUUUCUGCUGUAUCA